AUGGCCGCUGAAGUCGUCCAACAAGCGUGGCUCACAUUGAAGAAAUAUACUUGGCCAAUUCCAAUCACAAAGGUUAAGCUAGAGGACCAGAAGGUCAGAGCCUACGAGGGCGGUACCGCUACCAAAACCUUGUUUUCAGAUCUCUCAGAUAUCUGGUUCCCAGAUCAGGUCGGUAAACAUGCGCUCAUGUGCUUUCGGUAUCCUUUUAUGCCCUUGGUGUUGACAGAAUCCUUGAUUACACAGCUUAUCAAGCAAAGCGAAUCUCAUCUCCAUGAAGUUGAGGUCGAGCUGAAAGACCCACUACCAACCGUUACUUUUGUGCAUGCAAACGGCACAAGAAAAUCGAACUGGCCUUUUCACAGACUUAUGCUUUUACGAAUCACUCCCAGGCGGAGUGGUAAGCGUUGGUACAUGAAUCCGUCUGGCGCCGAUUUCGGACUUACGCAAAACAUCUUCUCGGCUGCAGAAUUCGAAUCGGUUCACGUCAAGAGGCUUUGCCGAGUUUUCAACGUUGGAAAAUGCAGAGAAUUCGAGGAGGCUUGCGCCAAAAUCCAGAGAUCCGAUUCGUUUUUGACACAAAUUGACUUGACCAUUGCGUGGCUCAUGCGAAAAGUACUCUCCAAUUUUCUAUGGCAGCCCGGCAACGCUCUGGCAAGUAUCGUUCGGAGACCCGGCACAGUUUCUUCUGCUUGGAAACAAUCCUUGACGAAUGUGUUGACUGAGACUACACGUGGAUACGUCGCACGUUACGAUCCAAGCCAGUAUCUACAUGCCGUGCAUCGCGAAACUGAUCGAAUUGUUUGUGAGGGCAUGAUACAAGAAGUGGCUCACCGCCACAUCUUCGUUGACGUAAGAAUGGCGGCGGAGCGUGCAGAUAAUUCAGCUCCUGAGACUGAUGCAGCUGAUGAAUCAAUUCAGCGGCUCGGAACUGGAUCUUGUGCUGGCGGCAAUAAGGCCGACGAACCUGGGGUAGACGAAAUUCCCAACUCAAACAUGGAGCCCGAAGUACAAGCAGCGUGCGUCGUCUGUGGCGAGCCUGCUCACAACAGAUGUAGUGCUUGCAACAUGGAUACCUCACCGCGUCGCUACUGCGGCAAGGUCUGUCAAGUGAAGGAUUGGCCGACUCACAAGAAAGCUUGCAAGGAUAUCCAGAACACGAACCUUGAGAAGAAACUUACUCGCAUGGUCGAGAUCGUUCAACAAGGCUAUUACGACUUCAAAAAGAAUACGUGGCACAUGCCUGUCGUCAGGAUGGAGCGUCAUGGGAGCGAUGAGUUGAGACUUACCGUCAUUGGACCACUUGAUGGUAGCCGCACAGGAUAUUUCGUCAAAUUUCCUCAGCUUCCAGUCUCAGACAAGCGAACCGAGAAUGCUAUACUCUGUGCGAUGGCUCAUAACGAGUACUCGGCUUGGAUGUACAGCAUCAUUGGUGGUCUUACGGAAGGUUUAGACGUCAAGAUUGAGGAAGUUGACAUAUUCCUUACCCCGCGUCCCCACACGGUGAAAGUCCGUCAGAUCAACGAUGAUGAAACCAAACUCUAUCCAGGAUACUUCCCAAAUUACCAACAUGGGGUCCUUCGCGUCACAUCGACUAAGACGAGAAAGGUUUGGGCCGUCGAUAUCAGUGGCGCACAAUACGGUAUCUAUCAAGCAUUGUGGACAUGGGAAGAAUAUCAAUACUGUUUCAUGGGGGAUGUGCACCGGGUCUUUCCAUUUGGUUUCCUUAAAUCCGCGCUCAGAAGGAUGGGUGCGAUCCAGGGAGAACCAACUUUGGUCUUCCGUGUUGCGGGAAAGGUAGCAGACUGUCUUGCUAGUGAGGUGAACAAAGACUGGCAGAUUGUAUCUGGCGUAACCUUGUCCCAAAUGGUUGUAUUAGACGAGGAGAACUUUGCCAAACGCAAGUUGGAACUUCUGAGAUUCAUGGACGACGUGGUCCGCACUUUCGUUCACGCCAACGACUUUCAAGCAGAAUACAAAGCCGCGAUGGCUUACGAGCGGAAUAAUCCUGGGGUUAGUGAACAGCGUGUCGCGGAAGUCUUCAGCGACUGUCUCGCUACCAUGGCCAGCUUCGGCACGGAUUAA
This is a messenger RNA of Alternaria burnsii, 2082 nucleotides long. RefSeq lists its product as uncharacterized. The record is from RefSeq and is a predicted model, not a curated record. Lineage: Eukaryota; Fungi; Ascomycota; Dothideomycetes; Pleosporales; Pleosporaceae. The transcript is spliced from 4 exons. The coding region runs from base 1 to 2082 and encodes 693 amino acids.